Molecule: messenger RNA, 1584 nt
Organism: Chenopodium quinoa (quinoa)
Lineage: Eukaryota; Viridiplantae; Streptophyta; Magnoliopsida; Caryophyllales; Amaranthaceae
Product: UPF0160 protein-like
Exons: 7
Coding region: 64-1206 (380 amino acids)
Cellular component (GO): nucleus; cytoplasm
Source: RefSeq, a predicted model, not a curated record
AGUCCUACACAACCAAACUAAACAAAAGAUCAACAAAGUAGCAAAAAGGGCAGAGGAAAGGACAUGUUUAUGCUCUCAGUAAGCAGAGGAGGGUUUAAUACAAGCAGUCGCAAGCUCUUCCCUUUCCUCACCUCUUUCUCUCUCCUCUCUUCUUCUUCUUCUUUCUCUCUCAUGGCAUUCUCACCUUCUAGGGUUUCCACCUUCUCAACUGGUUCCCCCAUUAACGCUCAGCUCAAGCGCGUUGGCACCCACAAUGGCAGCUUCCAUUGCGACGAAGCUCUUGGUUGCUUCAUGAUUCGUCUCUCCGACAAAUUUUCCGGUGCUGAAAUUGUUCGAACCCGUGAUCCCCAGCUUUUGGAGACAUUGGAUGCAGUUUUGGAUGUAGGAGGAGUGUAUGAUCCAAGUAAUGAUAGAUAUGAUCAUCAUCAAAAGGGUUUUGCAGAGGUUUUUGGUCAUGGGUUUAAUACUAAGCUUAGUAGUGCUGGUCUUGUCUACAAGCAUUUUGGGAUGGAGAUAAUUGCAAAGGAAUUGAGGCUUGAUGAAGGGCACCAAGAUGUAUUUCGGUUGUUUAUUGCUGUCUAUAGGAACUUUAUGGAGGCUAUUGAUGCAAUUGAUAAUGGAAUUAAUCAGUACGACACUGACCAGCCGCCAAGAUAUGUCAACAACACUCAUUUGUCUUCGAGAGUUGGAAAACUGAAUUUGGACUGGACAGAUCCUGAUCAAUCAUCUGAGAACGAAAAUAAAGCCUUUGAGAGAGCAAUGAAUCUAGCUGGUCGCGAGUUUUUGGAUAAUCUCCGAUCUCUUGCAAAAUCAUGGUUGCCAGCUCGAUCCAUUGUUGUGGAGUGUCUGUCAGCAAGAAAAGAUGUCGACCCUAGCGGAGAGAUAUUGGUCUUGGAUAGAUUUUGCCCAUGGAAACUCCAUUUAUUUGAGCUUGAGCAGGAAAUGAAGAUUGAUCCUCCCAUCAAAUAUGUUCUUUACCAGGAUGACCGAAGCAAACACUGGAGAAUCCAGGCAGUGGCAGUAGCCCCUGAUAGAUUUGAGAGCAGGAAGGCUCUUCCAGAAUCAUGGAGAGGUUUGAGGGAUGAUGAUUUAUCCAAGGGAUGCGGCAUCCCUGGAGGUGUUUUUGUGCAUAUGAGCGGUUUUAUUGGUGGACAUACAACCUAUGAGGGUGCUCUUGCCAUGGCAAAAGCAGCUUUGAAGUUGUGAGCUUGCAGACGUUUGCUUGCUAGAUAAGGCAGAUAAUGAAUUGAGAGAGUUAACAAAUUUACUUUUUUAGCUCAUGAGCCCACUUUUUUUUUUUUUUUUUUUUUUUUCUCCCAUCAUGAUUUUGGGUUUAAUUAUAUACUUGCAGUUUUGAAUCUUAAUAUUGUUCUGAAUUAUGUGACAAAAGUAAACUGUUAUACUGUUAGUAGCAAAAAAAACUACUAAUCUUCAGAAUUGUUUAGUGCAUUGAUUUUUUGAAUCUUCAAAUUAGAGAGCAAUAUAUUUUGUUGCUUGAUUAUUUUUCCUAUCUUCGCACUCGAAAGUGUAAUGUGUAUGAUUGUUGUACACGCUUCAUGAAUUUCGAGUGGCUGCAUCACUGCA